This is a messenger RNA of Protopolystoma xenopodis, 258 nucleotides long. Lineage: Eukaryota; Metazoa; Platyhelminthes; Monogenea; Polystomatidea; Polystomatidae. The record is from the annotation of a GenBank genome assembly.
AUGUGGAGUAAAAGUACGCUGGGGCUGGAACCGAGUGAAAUCGGUCAACCCACGGGCCCAUCAGGCGGAUCCGGCCAGGAAGCUGGAGUCGGAUCAGCCAGUCGAAAGGGAGGGGAUCAAGGCAAACAGCUCAGUUGCGGAGAAUGGCAAGACUCACUGAGGAUGCUGGCGAAACGACUGGGAAUGUACCAAGUCCGCGGUCCUAUUCUGGAUAUUCUCAUGCACACUAUGGACUCUGGUCAAAGUGUGCUUCUCUAA